Messenger RNA from Periconia digitata, 2304 nucleotides. Lineage: Eukaryota; Fungi; Ascomycota; Dothideomycetes; Pleosporales; Periconiaceae. The record is from the annotation of a GenBank genome assembly.
AUCUGGAAAGUCGACAACCAGGGUAUCACAAUGCCUUCAAUCACGCAGGCAUGGGCGUUGCCUGCUGCGUUCCUGGCGAUAGUCAAUAUAUCGAUGACGUGGUACAAUCUGGUAUCUGCAAUUGUACCAGACCCUUACCUGGAUGAGUUUUUUCACGUGCCUCAGGCAAAAAAAUACUGUAGGAACGACUUCUCUUGGGAUCCGAAGAUCACCACUCCUCCAGGGCUGUAUCUUGUAUCGCUCCUUUUCAAAGGUGCUAUAGGCUGUGAGACUUCGAAUCUGAGAGCGCUGAAUGUCGUAGCUAUCUGCUUGAUCUGUGUCUUAGCAUACAGCAUCUCAGGAGCCAUUCACAAAAACCGUUCGGAGCACACUAACCAAGCAGAGAAAGAGGUAAACUCGGAGAGUGACUCGAAAAGUCUUUUCGAUAUUCUCACUGCGCAUUCAGCCCUCAAUAUCAGCCUAUUUCCACCUCUGUUUUUCUUUUCUGCCCUCUAUUAUACCGAUGUAAUGUCCACGCUCACUGUUCUCCUUCACUACCUCGCUUUUCUCAAUCGAAAGAAUGCUUCGAGUCAGUUUCUUGGGAGUAUUGGCCUGAUUCUAGUCGGGUCGCUAGCGCUUCUGUUUCGUCAAACGAACAUCUUUUGGGUCGCUAUUUUCCCUGCUGUCAUCGCAGUUAUUGAUGCUUUUGGGGGGGAGCAACAAGCGGGGAGCCCCGAGAAGAAAGAUUUGCGGUCUAUCUGUGCUCGGAGUUGGGAAUACGGGCGAAUAUAUGACUGUCCGGUGGAUUCUGCUGGACCUCAAGACUUUCUUCUUCUUACGAUCUCGCUGGUAAUUGCUGUUCUGGCGCAGCCAUUCUCUCUGUUGAAAGUUGUGGCACCAUAUCUCUUUCUGGUGGCACUGUUCGCUAGCUUUGUACUUUGGAACGGUAGUGUUGUUCUGGGUGACAAAUCAGCCCAUACAGCGACACUCCAUCUUCCUCAGAUGCUAUAUAUCUGGCCCUACAUAUCUUUCUUUUCUAUUCCGCUCAUUGUCGGGUCUCUAUUACCGCAUAUCGCUCCUCUGCUCCCGGGAGGGUUGAGUAACUUCUUCCAAAGCAAACUUGGACGGGGACCAGGCAGAAUCUUGCCAAAUUCUGUCACUGCUUCUGCAUUCAUCACAAUUGGUUUGGCCAUGGUUCAUUUUAACACGAUCAUACAUCCAUAUACAUUGGCAGAUAACCGGCACUAUGUUUUCUAUGUCUUCCGGGUUCUUCUGCGACACCCAGCAAUCAAAUACGCCGCGGUACCCGUUUAUUAUAUCUGCGCCUGGAUGGUAUUCUACUCUUUGGGCACAAAGCCGGAGAGUGAAGCUUUGACGAGCCAAACCCACCAAAAGAAACCUUCAACAAGCGUUCAUUCACCACAAUCCUGCAAGAUUAGCUUCGUUGUAGCUUGGUUUGGAACCACUGCAUUGUCCGUCGCUACGGCGCCUCUAGUUGAGCCUCGAUAUUUUAUCAUUCCGUGGAUCUUAUGGCGCCUGCAUGUUCCAUACCUUCCUGGAACACGUAUUUCCGGAAAAGCACGAUCUUACGACCUCCGGCUGAUAUUGGAAACCAUCUGGUUGAUUGUCUUAAAUGCUGCUCUUGGGUACAAUUUUCUGUACCGAGGGUUCUCUUGGCCGCAGGAGCCGGGCAAUAUUCAGCGGUUUUUGUGGUAGAUGAUUGAGUGUAGAGGAGGUUAUGGUCUAGGACUAGCUAGCAUCAUGUUUUGGGAGGCGAACAGUCAACACUGAAUAACACGUAGAUUACCAAUCCUUAAUCGAUUGAGUCUGACUACACUCAUCAAUGUCUGGUUUUCCCCAGCAAAUGAUUGCACGGUAUACACAAUAACUCGAACAGGCAAAUCCUAACUAUACUGUGCAUUCUUGAUAUAGAUCAUAUAUGUGUUUAUGUUUCUCUCAAUAUAUUAUUCGACUUAUCAUCCAUACUCUAACGUAUCGUGUGUCUACCGAGAGUGGGCUCUGUGGUGUCGUUGGUCGGUUUCCAGCUGUUCCAGCGGCAAAUCGGUCACCGCCAAUUAACAUUCUGACCUGCGUCAAUCUCAUCAACAAACCAACGACACCCUGGAUGUUCCUUACUCCAUUUGAAAGUGGUAUUGGCAGGCCUAUCCCAACCAUCGUUCAGUCGUUGGCCAUCAUUGUGGCCUUCUCUUUCCUCCGGGCUCGAGCCUCUCUUUCCAGUGCGGCCUUACGCGCCAACCACUCUUUCCUCUUUUGUGGAUUCUUUUGGAAUAAAUGCUUACGCUUCUCCCUAUAUCUCACACCCUU